Molecule: messenger RNA, 501 nt
Organism: Sclerotinia sclerotiorum 1980 UF-70
Lineage: Eukaryota; Fungi; Ascomycota; Leotiomycetes; Helotiales; Sclerotiniaceae
Exons: 1
Coding region: 1-501 (166 amino acids)
Source: RefSeq, a predicted model, not a curated record
AUGCUUCGUAGAUUAUUAAACCUCCGGCAGUCAUCCACUGUGCUCUCAAGCUCAUUCAUAGCUGAGUUAGAGCUCAUCGUACCAAUUCUCUUCAACUCAGAUUACCCUCAAGUCCUUACAAACGGCGACCUCUCUUUGACUAAUAUUCUUGUCAAUGAGGAGACGUUUGAAAUCACGGCAAUAGUUGACUGGUCUCUAGCAAACGUUUUACCUUUUGGUAUUGAGCUGGGCAUACUUCGCCCCACGACAGGCUACAUGGACUUGGAGGGCUGGCACGAUUAUAGCUGUCGGAAUAAGCUGACUGAAGCUUUCUGGACCGAGUUCUAUGCUCUCUCCGAAGCUGAAGCAGAUCUCCGUAUUCGUGCGGAGUUAGUAGCUAAGCUGGGCGCUGUUUUGCGGUACGGAUUUCAGCGUCAUGCGGUUGUUGCACCAACCGAGGUAGUUGCUGAAGAAACUUCAAGCUUUUUAAAAGGCUGGGCUGCAGAUUGUGCUCAUACUUGA